This is a messenger RNA of Candoia aspera, 5423 nucleotides long. It is a transcript of the gene FRMPD1, whose product is annotated as FERM and PDZ domain containing 1. Gene Ontology annotation, molecular function: protein binding. The record is from RefSeq and is a predicted model, not a curated record. Gene Ontology annotation, cellular component: cytoskeleton; cell cortex; plasma membrane. The transcript has 17 exons. Bases 265 to 4896 code for a protein of 1543 amino acids. NCBI's taxonomy places the organism in Eukaryota, Metazoa, Chordata, Lepidosauria, Squamata, Candoiidae.
CCUCGCGCCACCGCCGCGAAAGCAGAAAGGACGCCUGGGGUGCCGGAAUCCCCUCUCGGUUUCGCGAGCGCGCAAGGAGAAGAAGUUCGCGGUCCAGGACGCGCCUGGAAAAUCGCUGGCAGGUCGAAAGGCAAAUGGGCUGAUGUCUCCUCUGUUAAGCAACAGGUGGCACCCAGGGCUAGAAACUGAAUGGGGAAUUCCUAAAAUGCAAAGCAUAUGGGUGGCUUGGCUGGAUUAAAGCUGACAUUCAGAACAAACACGUAAAUGGAAGAUCUAGAAACACGCAAAGCACACAGGAUAGAGCAGAUGGUAGCAAAAUGGCUGCGUCGAUCACGGGAUAAUUCAGCCAGAGGGAGAGCAUCAGUGAGUGAUGGACCAUCAGAUGGCAGUAGGCAACCUGCAAGUCGUGUCAAACUCACAGUGGACGUUCAAAAAGAUGUGCUACUUGGACAUUUUGGCAUUGAAGUUUCUCAUACUCUUCCCCUUUUCAUCACAUCAGUUGCUGCAGGCAGCACUGCUGAUGGGAAGCUUCUGCCAGGGGAUCGCAUCCUUGCAAUAAACAACGAUGCAGCAGAAGACAUUACUGGUGAACAAGUGGCUGCUCUUAUAAGGGAAUCGCAAGACACUCUCCAGUUUACAGUUCUGCGAUGCACCUCGGGUGGCCCUAAAUCAUCCUUUCUUACAGCGGAAAAAAGAGCCAGGCUAAAAACAAAUCCUGUUAAAGUCCAUUUUGCAGAAGAGGUUGUCGUGAAUGGACAUAAUCAGGGAAGUUCUCUUCUGUGCAUGCCCAAUGUUCUCAAAGUCUAUUUGGAAAAUGGGCAGACUAAAGCAUUCAAGUUUGAAGCAAACACAACGGUCAAGGACAUUAUUCUCACUUUGAAAGACAAGCUGUCCAUUCAAAGCAUUGAACAUUUUGCCUUGGUUCUGGAAGAACAGUAUAAUGUGUUGAAGAUGUAUCUUCUGCAUGAAGAUGAGUUCAUUGAACAGGUAGUUCACAGGAAAGAGUCUCAUGAUUGUCGAUGCCUCUUCAGAGUCUGCUUUAUACCCAGGGAUCCACUGCAUCUCUUGCAGCAAGAUCCAGUGGCCUUUGAGUAUCUCUAUUUGCAGAGCUGCAGUGACGUGCUUCAAGAAAGGUUUGCUGUUGAGAUGAAGUGCAGCGUUGCUUUGCGGCUGGCCGCCUUGCACAUCCAAGAACGGAUGAUCACCUGUGCUCAGCCACAGAAAGUCUCACUAAAGUAUAUUGAGAAGGACUGGGGAAUAGAGAAUUUUAUCUCCCCGACCCUGCUCCGAAACAUGAGAGGCAAAGACAUCAAAAAAGCGAUUAGCUUCCACAUGAAGAGGAAUCAGCUUCUGUUGGACCCAAGGCAAAAGCACCUCCUUUCGGCAGCCCAAGUGCGAUUGUGUUAUCUGCAGAUUCUUGGAGACCUGAAACUCUAUGGAGGGAAAGUCUUUAAUGCCACACUCAUGCUACAGGACAGAGAGUCAUGCAUUGCCUUGCUGGUGGGAGCCAAAUAUGGAAUCAGCCAAGUGGUUAAUAGCAAGCUCAACAUAGUAACCGUGCUGGCGGAAUUUGCUAACAUAAGCAGACUGGAACUCACCAGAGAAUCUGACAAAGUAAGCAUGGUAAAGAUCUACCUCCAAGAUAUAAAGGUGCUCACUGUGCUGCUGGAGUCCAACAGUGCCAAAGACCUGGCUUGUCUCAUUAGUGGGUACUACAGGCUGUUUGUAGAUUCAAGCAGCUCCAUAUUCAUCUGGGGGGAGAGAAAACCUCAGAUGCACCGAUUCUCUGCUGAGGAAGGAUAUGAAUCUAGAACCUGCAGUGACUCUGAAGAAUCUUCCGAGCCGGAUUCCUCCUUGGAUCGUUUCUCAGACACGCAGUCGCCCAAGUACAGCAGUAUUAGUCCCCCAAUUGAGGAGGAAGGGGAGCAGCAAGGUCUGGAGCAAGAAAGGAGGAAUCUGGAGGCCAAAGAAAUGAGCUUUUGCAACGGGUACACCAUAAGCGACAGCCUAUCAGAAGCCUCUGACUCAGCCAACACCGAAAGCAGGGGACUGAAGUCCAGUGGCUCAAGUGACUCUCUGGAUGCCCUGGAGGAGGAUGAUUUAGAAGCCUGCUCAGCAAGCAGGCCAGAGAUUUUUCAGUAUUGUCCCUCUGCUCUUCGGAAAUCGGCAAGUAACGACAAGAUGCUUUUUGGUGCAGAUGGAGAUGAGGGAAGCAGAACAUUGCAAGAAAAUUUCUUUUCUUUCCUCCUGCCACCCCUCAUAUCCAGUCCUGGGCCUCCACAGUCAGAAGAGGAAUCCAGAAGGGAAAAUGGAGUAAGUAUCCUAGAGUCCAAGCUGGCCAAAAGCAACACCAUGGAGUACUACAGCCUCUGUGCCAAUAUCUCUCCAGCCAGCAGUGGGGGGAAGAACACCCAGAGCGACAGCCCUGAGAGCUGUUCUUUGCAGGAGCCCGAAGACCACGAGAGAAUGAGUGAGGGCCAGGCUCAUGUCUUGAGAUCUCCCCCUGGCUUCGAAAACACCAAUUCAGAUGGUAGCUUCGAUGAUGCAACUGAAAGGAUGACCAUGACUGAGCCACAAGCAGGUUCUGGAGUUCUACCCCUACAUCGUUCCACAGAGUUGCCAUCCAGUGGCAGCUUGGAUGAAAACAUCCUGCCAAGGCAAAGCAGAAGGAUGAAACCCAGGCCAGAAAAAGAGCCAACGAGUGCCAAUGAUAUGAGGAAAAGAAGGUCCUUCCUUCAGACAAAUUAUACUUCCCAAGUUAGUUUCCCCCAAGCUUCACCCCAUGCCCUGAAAAACAUUGUAUGUUGCAAUAGAGAUGCUACCAUUUCAGGAGCUUCAUACUCCCCAGCUCUGACUUUAUUGAAAGAACCUCAGCAAGUUUCCAAUCUCCUUGAAGCCACACAGCAAAUCCAGAUGGCCCAAAAUUCAACCUUUUCAUCUGACUCAACAGAAAUGGGGCAGAAUUCAUCACAACCCAAUUCAGUUUUGUGCCUGGCCUCUGCCCAGGCAGAGCGAGGAAGCUUAGGCUCAACCCAUCACCCUUUAAAUUCUUUUUAUAUGCCCACCCAUCAGAGUCACUGUUUAAGUACACCAGAAAUUACUUUUCACCUAGAUCUUGGUCCCAUUUGCAAAGAAAAACCAGAGGAGCUUACAGAAAUACCUAGUGGGAUUCAGGGACAUUGUGCAGUAAAGGCAGAGUGUUCUGUAAAGCAAGCACUUGAUAAAAAAGUGAGUACAACUGAAGCUAUGCCUCCAGGAGGAGGCAGUUAUGUAUUGAUUGAGGAGAUAAUACACACUACUACCAAACCGUCAUGGUCUCGGAGCAGCAUCCAAGACAAACCUUUGUCUCCUGCCUCACACUUGGCCCGGGAUCCUCUCCCUGUAGAGAAAGUUGAGAAACAGGAACAGGUUGUGUUAGAUCCCUGCAAAAGGGUCAAAAGUGACCCCAUCAUGUGUGAAUCCAUCCAGGCCCUUGGAGAUUUAAAGCUUGAAGAAGGUAUCAGCCAGUUGUCAAGUAAGGGUGCUACACAAAAAUUGAGAGAUGACAAACAUUUGGGGUUUUCCAAUGGAACUGAACAGUUUUUCAACUGCAGUGAUAAAUCAGGAUCAGAAACACGUUGCUGGCCUGAUUUCAAUUCAGCAGUAAAAAAUUCAGAAAUCUGCCAGCAAGCAGAUAAUGAGUGCCAGGGAAUUACUGGCCAAAAUGUCCUGGGCAUUAAUAAUUUAUCUUUAAGAGAUGGCGUUCCAAAUCGAGUCUCAGCCCACUUAUCAGCCAUGAGUAUGUCUCAUAAUCUGUGCCAGUCUACAGACGUUGCUGGUGACUAUAAAACAGAAGGGGGAAACCUCACAAGAGGUGCUUUCUUUAUGAAUUAUAAAAAUAAGAGCGCCAGUUCACUAAUGGUUUCCUUAGAGGAGAAUGCAGAACAGAACAAAACUGAUAAAUCAGCUGGACAGGGCUACCCUUCCUUUGACAUUUUGUCUAAGGCUGCAAAGCCCAGUGAGAAAAACUGUACUUCAAAUCUAUCCUUUCUGUCUUCUGACAAUGCAACCAGAGACACAACGGCAUUUAAUAACACAGGUCCACCAGGUGCAGUGAAUACUGAGAAGACAUUUACGCCCAAACAUAAACUGGAGAGAUGCAGCUGCCAGUUAUCUUAUGCAAGCUGUUUCCAUGGGGUAGAAAAUGAGGCAGAAUUAGACGACUCCAAACCCUUUGCAAGUAGCAUUUCUGAGGGACCCUUAACAACUCCACCUUCAACAAGAAACCCGCUGCCUUCAGAUUUUAAUCCCACCAGGCACCUUCAGGAACAUAAUUAUAUGAAUGGGACCCCCAGAGAUUCUCAGCAUCACAAAUGUCUCCCAGAAUUGCCUAUCAAAGAACUGAGCUAUAUGAAAGAAAAAUGGUCGGUCUUGCCAUUUGACUUCUGCCGUUUGUUAGGGAAUGUGGUAGAGCUACAGGAAAUUUUAAGGAGGUUUUCAGGAUACCAAAGAAAACACGCAGAGGAUAAAUGUUCUGCCUUUCUUUCAGAAAGCAAGAAUGCCUUGUAUGUGGAAUCACAGAAACUGCUAUCCAACUGCCAGAAGAUUAUCAGAGCACAUGGGCCUUCCUCAGAGAUGCAAAUUGUUAUUCAGGAGACCUUCCAAAACCUUCUCCAGUUGACAGAAGUAUGCUUACAGUUCACAAAUUGUGGCCUUUGCAGUAGUGGACACAUAGACCUUAAAACCAACCUGAGGGACGUUUUAUGUAGCUACCAACAGUUUUUGGAGGCAUGUAGGCAAGCUCAUGAGAAGGACUACUCCAUCCUAAGUUUAAAACUACGUGUGUGUCAGUAUACGGCCCUCAGUGCUUCCCUUUUCUGCCUUGUACAGCAGUUCAGGGGUUCAUCCUGCACCUGAGGUGGAUUUGCCAAGCUGUCUCUUCUUGCUUCUCCAUUCUUUGCACUAGCAGUACAAGUGUUGUAAAGAGAUCUACUAGCUAUUUUGAAAAUUUGCAUAUUUUUGUGGCCUUUCAAGUUGGCCUGAUAAAUGUAUAACCCUGAGAGAUUCUAAUAAAAAUGGGGGAUGUGUAACAGUAUGGCUGAAGGAACUGAGGCAACUGUUGGGUUUCAUUUGUCAAUGGAUAUUAAUGCUCAAAGCUUGAAUGAAGUCGGGGGAACAAGUCAUUUCUCACAUAGAAUAAUAUGUAGAUGCACAUCCAAAUUUGCCUUUUUUCUCUGUGCCUGUAAGUGAAGAACACAAGAGAUCAAUCUUUUCUGAAGGUCUUUUCAAUGUUAACUGCUGCAGAUAAAUGCUACUUAAGAAUAGCUCAGAGAGAGUGUUGUAGGUCAAACCAGACUGAUCUGCUGAACAUAUUAUCUUACAAUAUUAGUGUGUGCCAAUUUGUGGAAAUGUUGAUCGAGGUUAAAGAAACCAUACCAGAGGUA